AUGGAUUCUGAACAGUUCCGCAAGCACGGAAAAGAGGUGAUCGACUUCAUUGCAGACUUCUACGAUAACGUUAGAGAACAUGAAAUCACGCCGUCCAUAGAGCCAGGUCAUGUGGCUAAAAGUUUCCCUAAAGAUGCCCCAGAGAAACCGGAUAAUUGGCAGACGGUGUUCGAAGACUUCAGCAGGACCAUCCUCCCGGGAGUUACAUCUUGGAAUUCGCCACAGUUCCACGGUUAUUACCCAUCUGGAGCAUCGUACGCUAGUAUCUUGGGCAGCAUUUUAACUGAAGGUCUCGGGACGGUCGGCGUCACUUGGAUAUCCAACCCAGUAUGCACGGAACUAGAAAUGGUAACGCUUAAUUGGCUUGGCAAGCUAUUGGGACUACCUGAAGAAUUCCUCAACUGUUCUUCGGGACCGGGUGGAGGCGUCAUCCAGGGACACGCUAGUGAAGCGGUGUUCGUGUGCCUCUCAGCAGCCAAAGACAAAAUGAUCCGUAAAUUUAUGUCUUUUAACUCUAGUCUGAACGAGGACGAAAUUAGAAGCAAACUUGUGGCAUAUUCAUCAGAUCAGUCCAAUUCAUCGGUAGAAAAAGGCUUGUCGUCUAGGUUCCGUGAAGAUUCGGCUUCUGAAGGCAGAUAA
This is a messenger RNA of Leptosia nina, 639 nucleotides long. Lineage: Eukaryota; Metazoa; Arthropoda; Insecta; Lepidoptera; Pieridae. The record is from the annotation of a GenBank genome assembly.